CAUUGUCCCCGGUCCUGAGGAAAUUACUUAAACAGAUGAGCACAAAAAAUUACAGCAGGGAGCAAAUCCAGAACACAAAAAACCGCAAAAGAUUUCUAGAUAAAGAGAGAAAAAUUGCAUAGGAGAUGGGGUGGGGAUGGGGGAUCUACGAAGGAACGGUGGUAAUCGGAUCGCUAGUUCUUCUCGGAUGGACAGGUCUUUGGUUCUUAAACCGAAGGCUUUACAAGGAGUACGAGGAAAAAAGAGCUUUGGUUCAAAUCAUCUUCAGUGUUGUUUUCUCUUUCUCUUGUAACCUUCUCCAGCUUGUUCUUUUCGAGAUCAUCCCCGUCCUUUCCAGAGAGGCAAGAUUGAUGAACUGGAAGGUGGAUCUAUUCUGUCUGAUUUUGUUACUAGUUUUCAUGUUGCCAUAUUACCAUUGCUACUUGAUGCUUUGCAAUAGUGGUGUGAGGAAGGAACGUGCCGCACUUGGAGCUAUCGUCUUCUUGUUGGCAUUUCUCUAUGCUUUUUGGCGCAUGGGUGUUCACUUUCCCAUGCCCUCUCCUGACAAAGGUUUCUUUACGAUGCCACAAUUGGUCAGUCGAAUUGGUGUUGUCGGAGUAACUGUUAUGGCUGUCCUAUCUGGUUUUGGUGCUGUAAAUUUGCCAUACAGUUAUUUGUCACUUUUCAUCAGAGACAUUGAGGAAUCAGAGAUUAAGGCAUUGGAGAGACAACUAAUGCAGUCAAUUGAGACUUGUGUUGCAAAGAAAAAGAAAAUCAUUCUUUGUCAAAUGGAGAUGGAACGAGUUCAAGGAUCUGAAGAGAACUUAAAGGGCAGAUCCUUCUUUAAAAGGAUUGUGGGCACAGUCGUUCGUUCAGUGCAAGAUGAUCAAAAGGAACAAGAUAUUAAAACCUUGGACGCUGAGGUUCAAGCUUUGGAAGAGCUUUCAAAGCAACUCUUCCUGGAAAUCUUUGAGCUUCGACAAGCUAAGGAGGCGGCUGCUUAUUCACGAACAUGGAGGGGCCAUAUGCAGAAUAUGCUUGGAUAUGCAGGUUCAAUUUAUUGUGUGUACAAAAUGAUUAAGUCUUUACAAAGUGUUGUUUUCAAGGAGGCAGGUUCAGUUGACCCUGUUACAAUGUCCAUUACCAUAUUGUUGCAGUUCUUUGAUAUUGGAAUAGAUGCUGCAUUGCUAUCCCAGUAUAUUUCCCUACUGUUUAUUGGAAUCUUGAUCACCAUAUCAGUUCGGGGUUUCUUAACAAAUCUAAUGAAGUUCUUCUUUGCAGUUUCCAGAGUUGGCAGUGGAUCUUCAAGCAAUGUUGUACUUUUCCUUUCAGAAAUUAUGGGAAUGUACUUCCUCUCUUCAAUUCUUUUGAUAAGAAAAAGUUUGAGGACCGAGUACAGGUUGAUUAUAACAGAUGUUUUGGGUGGGGAUAUUCAGUUUGAUUUUUACCACCGAUGGUUCGAUGCAAUUUUCGUAGCCAGUGCUUUCCUUUCCCUGCUUUUGCUUUCUGCACAUUAUACAUCACGCCAGGCUGACAAACCCCUAUUGAUUGAUAUUUGCCGCAAGGAAGCAUGAUUGUAAAAUUUCAGUUCAAUUUUAAGCCCCAAAAACAGGUACCGAUUUGAAUAAAUCCAACG
Messenger RNA from Hibiscus syriacus, 1615 nucleotides. Its product is annotated as GPCR-type G protein 1. Gene Ontology annotation, cellular component: membrane. The record is from RefSeq and is a predicted model, not a curated record. Gene Ontology annotation, molecular function: abscisic acid binding. Lineage: Eukaryota; Viridiplantae; Streptophyta; Magnoliopsida; Malvales; Malvaceae. Bases 126 to 1553 code for a protein of 475 amino acids. Gene Ontology annotation, biological process: response to abscisic acid. The transcript is spliced from 14 exons.